AUGGCCAAGAACAAUGUUGUGAUUCAGAGCCAAGCGGCAUCCUUGAGGAACUUAGAAAUUCAAAUGGGGCAACUAGCUAAUGAGCUAAGGAAUAGACCACAAGGCACCUUGCCUAGUGAUAUUGAAAAUCCAAAGAGAGAUGGUAAAGAGCAAUGCAAGGCGAUCACUUUGAGGAAUGGUAAAAAUAUGGAAUUGACUGAGGAGAAUUCAAUUCCUCAGCAAAAUGCAACAGAGAAGCCAAUGAGCAAGCCACCUCCACCAUUUCCUCAACAUUUUCAAAAGCAGCAACAAGAUGGUCAAUUCCAAAGAUUUUUGGAUGUUUUGAAGCAACUCCACAUCAACAUACCGUUGGUGGACGCUUUGGAACAAAUGCCUAAUUAUGUGAAGUUCUUGAAGGAAAUUUUGACAAAGAAGAGGAGGCUUGGUGAAUUUGAAAUGGUUGCUUUGACUGAAGGUUGUAGUGCUAUAUUGAAGAAUAAAAUUCCUCCAAAGUUGAAGGAUCCGGGUAGUUUCACAAUUCCAAUUUCUAUUGGGGGACGAGAAUUGGGAAUUGGAGAAGCAAGGCCAACUACACUCACCUUGCAAUUGGCUGACCGUUCUAUGGUGCAUCCGGAGGGAAAGAUUGAAGACAUCCUAGUACAAGUUGACAAGUUCAUUUUUCCGGUGGAUUUCAUUAUUCUUGACUUUGAGGAAGAUAGGGAUGUACCGAUCAUUUUGGGGAGACCAUUUGUUGCCACCGGGAGGACGUUGAUAGAUGUUGAAAAAGGAGAGCUCACCAUUCGAGCUCAAGAUGAACAAGUGACAUUCAAGGAUUUUAAUCCUAUACACUCUCCUAAUGAAGUUGAAGAUUGUUUGGCCAUAAGUGUUUCUAACUUCAAGUUGAUUGAAAAGAUGCAUGGAAAGUAUAGCAAUGGAGUCAAGAAAAAGUUUCCUUUUGAAGAAAUUGAGAAAGGUGGGGAGCCAUGGAUAAGUAAGGAAGAAGAGCCAUCUCAUUCUCCAAAGCUACCGAGGAAAAAGAAGAAGAAAAAGAAACAUAGUAGAAAGCCUCAAUCACAAAUGUUGGAAGUUGGGAAUAGAGUUUUUUUUCUCAAACUCUCUAGUGAAAUCAAGGUGUGA
Humulus lupulus (European hop) is the source of this 1116-nucleotide messenger RNA. RefSeq lists its product as uncharacterized. The record is from RefSeq and is a predicted model, not a curated record. Lineage: Eukaryota; Viridiplantae; Streptophyta; Magnoliopsida; Rosales; Cannabaceae. The transcript is spliced from 3 exons. The coding region runs from base 1 to 1116 and encodes 371 amino acids.